AUGGACGCUUCUCGCAGAACGUCCGGCUCCGACGUGCGCGGCGGCGACAACAGUCCUCCCACCAGUGACGACACGUUGGUCUCAAAUGAACAUGGCAAUAUCGAGAGUGCCCCUAAGAGUGGGAACAUGGUGCAAGAGAAACAAAUCGACCCCAUGGCUAGCCGGAUAGACGGUGGUGUGGAAUACAAGAGCAUGGUGUGGUGGCAGGCGGGUAUGGUCAUGGUCGCCGAAACCAUCUCGCUUGGGAUUCUCUCACUACCGGCUGCCAUGGCUACCCUGGGCAUCGUCCCAGGUCUCAUUCUGCUUGUCUUGCUUGGUGCGAUGGCUUCAUAUACCGGGUUUGUCAUCGGACAGUUUAAGAGGCGAUAUCCUCACAUUCACUCGAUGGCCUGCGCCGGUGGAGUGCUGUUUGGCAAAUGGGGAAACCGAAUUCUCGGUUGGGGUCAAUUUUUGUUCUACGUCUUUAUCAUGGGCAGCCACAUUUUGACCUUCUCCAUCAUGAUGAACGCCAUCACCGACCACGGAGCCUGCACCAUUGUGUGGAUGGUGAUUGGCACCAUUAUGAGCCUGGUCUUCACGCUGCCGCGGACCUUGAAACACCUUUCCUACUACUCGAUCGCCAGCUUUGUGAGCAUCAUCGGGGCGGUGAUGAUCACCAUGGUCGGGGUUUCGAUCACGAAGCCAGGCGCCGGACCUGACGGGGUGCUCCACGUUCGACUCUGGCCGCAACCCGAUCUCAGCUUCAAGGACGGAUUCAACGCGGUGUCCAACAUGGUCUUUGCGUAUGCGGGUCACGUUGCCUUCUUCACCUUCAUCUCCGAGUUGCGAAAUCCACACGACUUCCCCAAGGCGCUCGCGUUUCUGCAAUGCAGCGAUAUUUCCAUGUACAUCAUCACGGCGGUGGUGGUGUAUUACUACGCCGGAGACAAUGUUGCGAGCCCGGCGCUGGACAGUGCGAGCACCGUGGUCAAGAAGGUGGCGUACGGGGUGGCCAUCGCGACGAUUGUCAUCGCCGGGGUGGUCAACGGGCAUGUGGGGGCCAAGUUCCUAUACGUCCGACUGCUGCAUGACCGAGAGGACGAUCUGCUGCACCAGAAGACAUGGAAGUCGUAUGGCGUGUGGUUUGGUAUCGUUAGCAUUUCGUGGCUGGGGGCGUGGCUCAUUGCGGAAGCCGUGCCCGUGUUCAACCACCUAUUGGGCUUGACUUCGGCCUUGUUUGCAUCUUGGUUCACCUUCGGAUUAUCGGGCAUGUUUUGGAUGCACAUGAAUCUGCGCGGCACAUGGACUUAUGGCAAGGCUUUUCUGUUUGUUCUCAAUUGUGUCAACAUUAUGGUAGCAGCCAUCUUAUUCGGGGUGGGAACAUACGCCAGCAUCUCGGCCAUGGUGGAAAACGGGGCAACCAACAAGCCAUUUUCGUGUGCCAACAAUGCUGGCGGGCAUUGA
Molecule: messenger RNA, 1443 nt
Organism: Cladophialophora immunda
Lineage: Eukaryota; Fungi; Ascomycota; Eurotiomycetes; Chaetothyriales; Herpotrichiellaceae
Exons: 1
Coding region: 1-1443 (480 amino acids)
Biological process (GO): amino acid transmembrane transport
Cellular component (GO): vacuolar membrane
Molecular function (GO): amino acid transmembrane transporter activity
Source: RefSeq, a predicted model, not a curated record